AUGCAAAAUUUCUAGAGUAUCAAAGAUCAAAUGUAAGGUGGCAUAAAAUUUAACCAAUAAAAGAGUAAUAAUUUGCCUCCUCGCAAUGGACCAACUAAAGUUGAAGUAGUUAAAAGUCCGAACUACAAACAAAAUAACAAAGAAUACGAAUAUAAUGUUGAUGAAGAUAAAAGUCCAUUUUAAGGUGGAAGUAAAUCAAAUAAUUUAAAUAAAAUCGAUAGUUUAUCAAGUAAUAAAGGAAAUAAUAUAUAUAAUAACAAGCAAUCAUCAAAAUAUAAUUAAAAAUCAUCUAAUUAUGAUGAAUAUGAUGAUGAACUUGACUCAAAUAACAAUUAGCCAUACUCUGUUGAGAAUUAUACCAAGAAAUAAUCUGGCAGUUCGUAGUAUGGUUCUAAAAAUUACGAUUAAAAAAAUCAACAAUAAAGAAAAAGCAUAGAUAAAGAUUUGGAAGAAGAUGAUUUAUAUUCUAAUUAAGAUGAGUAUGAAUAAUUAAAUUCACACAAAGUCUCACACAAGACCAAUGCUAAUUCUUAUCAGAGAAUAAACAGUAAAUAUGCAUAGGAAGAAAGCGAAUAUCCAUAAAAAUAAUAAUAAAAUAAGCGAGCCACUUCAGCAAAUAGAAUAGAGUCUUAAGCGGAGGAUCCAAAAUAAAAUAAUAGAAUGAUAUAAAGAUAUUAAAAAGUUGAAGAAGGUUUGACUGUCUGUCCUGAAGGAUGUGGAAGAACAUUUAAUGAAUUUGCUUUAGAAAAACAUGUGAAAGUUUGUAAAAAGGUUUUCUAAGAUAAGAGAAAGGCCUUUGAUAUUACCUAAAAAAGACAAGUUGCUCCUUAAAAUGAAUAGAUUUAAAAAGGUGAUGAGUAAUAAAGACAGGAAAUUAUGAGAAAACAAAAAGAGAUGCAUGAAUGUCCUGAUUGUGGUCGCUCAUUUCGCUAUGACACUUAUGAAAAACACGUAAAAAUAUGUGUUAGAGUUUUUACAAAGAAAAACCGUGAAAAUUCUUUGAAUCGUAAAGCAUCAUUGAACGUAACAGGUUCCAAUUAAACACAAUAAUUAAUGUCAUCCCAAUCUUAAAGCAACCCUCAAAAGCUUCCUCCAACUUCUUUGGUUAAAAAGGGAAGUUCAAUCUAAAACGACAAUGAUCAAGAUGUUAAAAAUUUAAAAAAACCACCUCUGAAUCGUACUUAGUAGUAAAAUGAGAAAAAGAAUAUUGGUAAAGGAAGUGAUUGGGAGGAAACUCCUGUCGGAGCUAGCAAGUCUAAAAACACAUGGGAUGAAACACCUAUCGGUGGAAAAUCUUCUCAAAAAGCAUGGGAAGAUACUCCUGUUGGAGGUAGCACAAAUAAAAAUAAAAAUGCUUGGGAAGAUACUCCUGUUGGAGCUAGCAAAUCUAAAAACUAAUAAUGGGACGAAUAUCCCUCUACAUAAAACACAUCAGUAUAAAGUAAAGGAGGCAAGUAUACUUAGGAGCAAUCUGAGACAAGCAAUAACCCUUGGGACAAUAAAAAGUAAGUAAAAAAAUAAUCUUUACCACCAAAGAAAAAACCUGAGUGGAAUAAUGAUUGGAAUGCACCAUCUGAAGAGGAUGAUGCUUUUACUUAGAAAAACAAAGAAAUGGAAAGACAAAUUUAAGAAUAAAAAAAUUAUAACUUUAAUAAAAAAAUAAAAAGUGCUUAAUCAGGUAGCAAAUACUCAAUAGAGAAUCCAUCUGAUUUUGAAAUUAAUUAAGAAUUAGAUCUUCAUAGUCACGAAGAUAAGUAUGUCUACUCAAAGCCUAACAUUGGCAAAAAAGUUAUUCAUUCGGGCAAAAAAAGUCCAAUUAAUAACUCUUUAAAAGCUUAAAAAUAACAAGUUUAAGCCUUUAAUAGAGCAGAGGAUGAAGAUUAAGAAGAAUAUGAAUAGUAAUAAUAUACUAAUAAAAAUCCUCGCAAUGCAGUACAUAAUAGGUAAUAAACUACAGGAAAAUCUAAUCUAAAUAAAUACAAUGAAUAAGAAACCUAUGAUAAGGAAAAUGAAGAGAGCUCUUCUUAAUAUUCAAAGCCCUUCUUGAAGAAAAAUUAGGGUAAUUAAGCUGUUAGCAAGAGUAAAAAACCUUAACCUGAAACUUAAAGCAGUAGCUAUACAAAUUAUGAAUAGCAAGGAUAAGAAGACAUACCUAUUAGUAAAAAUAACCAAUUUAAUUAAUAAAUUGUGGAAAUGGAAAAAGACGUAUUGCAAUAAGAUCUAAUAGAAUGUCCUGAAGGAUGUGGAAGAAAAUUUGCAGAAAAUAUUUUAGAAAAGCAUGCAAAGGUAUGCAAAAAAGUGUUUUAAUAAAAGCGUAGAGUAUUUAACUCUGCUGCAUAAAGAUAAUUAGAUGAAGAGGAAGGUGGUGGAGUAGGAAUUCCAAGUAAAAUUCCUCCAAUCUCAAAACCACUUGCUAAAAAGUAGGCACCUAAAAAUACUAAAUAUGAAAAUGAGAGCAAAGAAGAUUAUGGAUUCAGAUAAAAUACUGGAGGCGAUGGCAAGAAACCAAAUUAACCUUUCAACAAAAAGCCAACUGAUGAAAACACAAAAGUUGGAAAGAAAAAAUCAAAAUGGCAAAUAUAAUCAGAGGCCUUUAGAGCCCAAAUGAGAAUGGCCAGAGGUGAAACAACAAAUAGUUAAUAUGAUAAUUAAAUUGUAAAGGAGGCUUUUGAAAAUAAUGAUUACAUUUAAUGUGAAUAUUGUGGAAGAAAGUUUAAUGAGCAAGCUGCUUAAAGGCACAUUCCAUUCUGCAAAACAAAAUCACAGUAAAAUUAAAUUAAGUAAGGAGGUAAAGCAAAGCUAAAUCUCACUACCUAAAAGUCAUCAACUCCUUCAAGCAGAAAAUAUUGA
Molecule: messenger RNA, 2850 nt
Organism: Tetrahymena thermophila SB210
Lineage: Eukaryota; Ciliophora; Oligohymenophorea; Hymenostomatida; Tetrahymenidae
Product: zinc finger, C2H2 type protein
Exons: 1
Source: RefSeq, a predicted model, not a curated record